AUGCUUAUUUAUCCUAUCCCAAUGAUAGUGGCACUGUUUGGUGAGCCAGAAGAUAUAUCCCAGUCUUCCAGUUCUUCUAUCGCUUCCUGGCUUACGAAGAAGAAACACUUGCGAAGAAAACUUGGAAUUAUGUCUCGGGAUAAACAAGUAGCCGAAAGCAAAGAUGUAUACAUAACAACUAAAGCUCGGAAAACUUGCAAGAUCCAGACAGAAAAAAGCAAGCGCCCUUUUUCUAAUCUCCUGAGAAACGAUGGUUUUAUGGCGGAUGCUGUUCUCUUUAACAAAGUAAAUCGAAGCGCAGAAGAUUAUAAGUUUUGCUGUGAGCAGGAAGUCGACAUUGAGCACGUGGUGCAGACAGUUGUUAACCGAGAUCCUGCACGCUUCUUUUUGUGGUGUUGA
Molecule: messenger RNA, 399 nt
Organism: Phycomyces blakesleeanus NRRL 1555(-)
Lineage: Eukaryota; Fungi; Mucoromycota; Mucoromycetes; Mucorales; Phycomycetaceae
Exons: 3
Coding region: 1-399 (132 amino acids)
Source: RefSeq, a predicted model, not a curated record